This is a messenger RNA of Brassica rapa (field mustard), 2913 nucleotides long. Its product is annotated as nodulin homeobox. Lineage: Eukaryota; Viridiplantae; Streptophyta; Magnoliopsida; Brassicales; Brassicaceae. Gene Ontology annotation, molecular function: single-stranded DNA binding. Gene Ontology annotation, biological process: flower development. The record is from RefSeq and is a predicted model, not a curated record.
AUGAGUGGGUUGCUGGAGCCUAGUCAAGUGGUGGCAGCUGUGAAGGGCUUGCAUUGGCGAACCUCUCUCGAGAUUCACAAGCUUCUUAAGGAUAACGAAGACUUCUCUAUUACUUACAACGAUGGAGAAGAAGAAGGUGCAGAGCCAGAAAAGAUAGAUGUAGAGAAACUGGUGGGGAUGUUGCCUCUUCACCUCUUGUCAGUGUUUAUAUCUACUCAUGAGGAAGAAGGGAAGCUUAGGUAUUUGUUGUCUGGGAUCAGACUGCUGAAUACGUUUUGUGACUUAACGUCUCGUCAUCCUAGAUUGGACCAGGUGUUGCUUGAUGAUGUGGUAUUAACAACUCAGAUGCUUGAUCUUGUGAUCUUUACCAUGGUUGCUCUCGGCGGUAAUAGAAAGGAAAGUUGGAAAUCAGAUUAUGACUCAUUGAUAGAAGCCACAAUGGUGGCUUCUACUCUUCACCUGAUGCAUGGGUUCAUCUCUCCUAACUCCCAAGAUCUUGUUAUAGUCUUGCUUGCCCACCCUAAGGUUGAUGUGUUUAUAGACGCUGCUUUUGGAGCGGUUCACAAUGUUGUCAGAUCUUUAAGAGCGAAGUUGCUGCAUCGGCAAACUGACCAAACGAAGAAGCUAGGUGCUAAUUCUGUAGGGGCCGUUAACGCACACUGCCAACAAGCUGAAGCUGCUUUGCAGUUCCUUCACUCUCUAUGCCAACACAAACUGUUUAGAGACCGUGUCGCUAAAAACCAGGAGCUAUGUGGAAAAGGUGGUGUUCUUAUGCUAGCUCAGUCCAUACUAUCACUAUAUAUAACUCCUGAAUGGGUUGGAGCAGCCGUAAUAAUAGCUUCCAUAUCUAGAAUAAAUGCAAAAGCCCUGUCACUUUUGCACCAUUUGUUUGAGGCGGAAAGUGUCUCAUUCCUUGACGAGGUUGAACGUUCAGGAAGCUUGCAUUUAGCCCAAACUGUUGCCUCAAAGGUUCUUGAAUUAAUGAGGCUUGGCCUUUCUAGAGCUUCCAAGGCCAGUCCUCCUCCUAAUGAGUAUCCAAUGGGUUUUGUGCUACUUAACGCUAUGCGCUUAGCUGACGUGUUCUCGGAUGACUCACAUUUUCGACGUUUUUUCACCAAACAUUUUACAAUGGUUCUCAGCGCAGUGUUUUGUCUCCCUCAUGGAGAUUUCUUGUCAAUGCUGUGCUCUUCUGAUCUCUCUUCAAGGGAAGAUGACGCAACGCUUGAUUACGAUCUGUUUACAUCAUCUGGAUGGGUUCUAAGUGCAUUCUCAUCUCCUGGUGAAUUGGCCGUUCCUCAGUUCAAGCUUAAUUUUCAGAAUAACCUCACCAUGUCUUCAUACGCUCAUCAAAGAACGUCCUUGAUUGUUAAAAUCAUGGCUAAUCUUCACUGCUUCGUUCCUGAAGUCUGCACAGAAGAUGACAGGAACCGUUUCAUUCAAACGUUUGUGAGUGGAUUGCGAAAGGAUCCUUCAAGCAUAUUGGUUAAUCUAUUACCAAGCUCUACAUAUACUCCGGAGGCUCAGAGAGGCACUAGUGUUUGCAAAAACAUAAGUUCUCUGUUGCAUCAUGCAGAGUUCUUAAUCCCUAAUGCACUCAAUGUCGAAGAUCUAAUGAUUUUGAGGGUGUUCUGUCAACAGUUGGAGCCGCUAAUCCGUUCUGAGUUUGAGGAAAGUCAGGCUGAGGUGAAGGACAAUCAAGGUGCGGGAGGUAGUUCAUCUGGCAAGCAGCUGGGAAAAGAGCCUCUGAAUCUCAACAACGACGAAGCUUCAGAGGAUUCUGAUGUCCGAGCGGAAGGUGCCACGACAAAGCAAGGUGUGAACAACGAGGAGAUGGAAAUAGCUGAACGGUCGAAAGAGAGCGACAAUCUUGAAACUAGCGGUUCAGAAACAAGCUCUAACAGAGGAGGGAAAGGUCUGGUUGAUCAGGCUGAAGAUGGAUACUUGGCUCGCACUUUUACCAAGCGGCUUAAGGUGAGUGCUUCCUCUGGAGAGGCGAAGGAGGAUGAGAGAGCUGAAGCUUCUCUUUUAUUGGAGAAACAGAGGACCAAAAGGAAGCGUAGCAUAAUGAGUGAUGAUCAGAUGGCGAUGAUGGAGAAGGCUCUUGUUGAUGAGCCUGAUAUGCAGCGGAACUCGGCUUGGAUACGGACUUGGGCUGAUAAACUCAGCUUGCAGGGUCCUGAGGUCACAUCUGCCCAGCUGAAGAACUGGCUGAAUAACAGAAAAGCAAAACUAGCUCGAGCAAGCAAGCACGGGCCAGCACGUGAUAACAAUAGCUCAGGGGAUUUACCAGAGAGUCCCGGAGAUGAAAACACUUGGCAGCAGCAGCAGCAGCAGAAACCAACAACACCAUUUGCAGAUAAAGCUUCUGCAUCAUCGUCAGAAGGGCUGAAGCGUGGGCAGCAAGUGAUGCUUGUGGACGAGAGAGGAGUCGAGGUCGGUAAAGGAACGGUUUUGAAAACAGACGGUGAGUGGUACGGUUUAAGCCUGGAGACGAGACAGGUGUGCGUGGUUGAUGUGAUAGAGCUUAGUGGGUUAUAUGAUUAUAGCAAGAUGAGCAUCCCUUAUGGGUCUGAUGAUGUUGGGAGGACUUUUGGAGAAGCGAAUUCUAGGUUUGGUGUUAUGAGAGUGGCUUGGGAUGUGAGCAAGCUUCAGUAACAGACUCGGUUGCAUUGAGAUCUCUGACCAGUAGGUGUUUUUUUAUGUUCUUACCUGUUGUUUAGACUUUAGAGCUUUCUCUUUUGGUCCUAACCCAAAAGAUUCUCUGCUUUUACUUUUUAGGAACUCUGUUUCUCUCUCGCUCUCUGGUUGCUAACAAGUAAAGGUUGAGACUUUGAGAGCAAAUAACUGAAAAUAAGUUUCACAGUGGGAAGAGCUGACUCUUCUCUCCUUUAGUUGACUUUAAUGCUAUUUAAA